AUGAGACAAUCGAAAAGAAGGAAGAAGGUUGCGAAUGAAAUGGAAAUCGGCAAUGGAAGUGAGGAUGAUGAUCAUGGAGUAGGCAACGAUGAACUCCAUUACGAUGAUGAUGAUGUUGACGAUGCAUCGUCUAUGCAUGAUGAGCCAAGUGAAGAGCAGCGCAAUGAUGAAAACACUACAGAAAGAAGCAAUGAUGAAUCUGGACACGAAAGUAAUUUUCUAGAUAUUCCUUUCUUCAAACUCCCAUGUCUACAACAGGCCAAGCUUGAAUCGCCACAGAGCCCAUUUGACGUUCUGGCGGGUAGCUUCAUUGCUCUCAAACAUACCUUAUUGAAGCCUCACUGGUUUCAGUUGUUCUACCGUGAAACUGAAGAGAGCAAGGCUUAUGAAGAUAUUGGAAUAUUCCACGAGUUGCUUGGGUUGAGCCAAAAGGAGUGCUUGGACGUUCUUGUUGCUUCAGGACUUGUAACACCGAACAAGAACUGUCAAAUGAAAGCAAAGAAAGCCAUAUUCGAAAGAAUUCGAGGUAUCGUGGAAGGUGGCUUUGAUUUUGAAAUAAACAUCAACAUCAAGGGUUUUUCUUGCAAGCACUCUUUUGUUUUGAUUGGUCCUCCGACAGAAAAGAUACCAUCGCUGAGUAAUCAAAUUCGCGAAGAGAAGGAGCGACCAGCAAUCGACUCACCAGGCAUUCUCUCCAUGAUCCAAGAGAGCUUCAAGCAGUACUAUGACUCCGAUGCUUUUCCAAAGCAACAAGGAAGAACGACACCACAAGAAGAUGCGAACUAUUGUUAUAGUGAUACCGAUCAAAUCAACACCGAGGGCGGCAUCUGCUAUGUCGAUCCAUCCUCCCCCGAAACGAGCAAUUAUAUAAGGAGAAAGAGAAGAACAUUUGUUGGAGGGAAGUUGGAAGAGUGCCCGAACAACUACAAAUUCAUUUCCAAGCAGCGGUUGAACCACCUGGAGCAGACAGAGGCCAAUCAUCAACCGAUCAAGAAGGCGUGCA
Molecule: messenger RNA, 1003 nt
Organism: Cylindrotheca closterium
Lineage: Eukaryota; Bacillariophyta; Bacillariophyceae; Bacillariales; Bacillariaceae
Source: the annotation of a GenBank genome assembly